GCGAGUCAGUUCAUUCAUCCACCGAGACAAUCGUUGCUUAAGCACUUGGAAAGCUUCACACUCAGGAAUCACAAGUUUGAACGAGUGCUUCACUGAAUUGUGCUGCUAUGUCAUUUAUCAUAGAUUGUGAUUAUCUUAGUAUGACUAGAUGCUGUCAACGUCUCAAAAAACGAUCACCAGAUCCCGCAAUGGAUGCGCAGUAUGCAAAUCUAAACGAUUGAAAUGCGACGAACUGAAGCCAAAUUGCUCAAGAUGUAAGAGGCUCGGGAUACCUUGCCCCGGCUACCAAAAGCCUCUCAGAUGGUCGCCAACCUCAAGAUCACCUAGGAUCGAUAUCACGACUCCUACAAAUAGCGAACCAGAAAGCCGGCAGCAAAGGACUAAAGACCAAUGUCGAUCUCUACAGUCCUUCGAUUCAUCUGGCAAGAAUCUCUGUGACGUGGGGUUGUUCAGUCAGUUUGCAAAUAUCAACACACCGGCAAGCAUAGACUUCCAAGAUGGCAACCAUCUAGAGCAUGCAUUUCCUUUCUCGGACUUGCCGGCUGAGCCGCCAACUCCUUUUACGAUUCUUGAGACAUCAUGUUCUACCUGGUUGCCAGAACUCGCAACCGAUGACUUGUGGCCGAAUAUCACCCCCAACAGUCCGGGCAAUGGUCUCUUCGCUAUUGAGAAGCGAAACAACCCGGUUCCCUCGCGAGUAGCUCGCUACGAAUCUCCACUAUCGCCCUCCUUACAAGACAAUACAUCAGUGCUAGUGGAGUACUACUUCAAAGAAGUUUGCGGAAUGAUGUCUUGCUACGACAGCAACUUGAAUCCAUACAGAACGACCAUUUCCAAUCUCUGGGGCAACUCGCCGUCUCUAUACUACGUCACGCAAAGCAUGGCAGCAGCCUGCUUGGCCGAGGUCUCGCCUGGUCUUUCGACAGCGAGUGGCCGGCUUCGAGAUCAGGCUGUCAAUGCUCUAUGGAAAGAAAGCAAAGCAGGUCCGACGGAUACAUCAUCACUAUUGGCGCUGGUCAUGCUAGGCUUCAGUCUCUGUUGGCAUGAUCCGAGCAAACUGGGCCAAUCCGAGUUUGAGUUACUGGCCGAGACUCUACUCCAUCUUGAAGCCCAAGAAAGCAACUUGGCAAUGGCGGACAAGCAAAAGCGCUUCUUCUUCUAUAACUCUCUUGUUUACUGGAGGAUGCUGCUUUCCUUCGUGACCGACCAGGAGUUGGCUUCACCGACGUCCACUGGAGCCAUUCAGCCACAACCACCUCGCUUUCCGAGUCGCAAUGACGCGAGGAUGCCACAUCCGCAGACGGGAAUUGGAGUAGAGGUAUUAGAGAUUGUAGGCCAGGUUGGGGCCCUGGUUAGGAAAGAGCGAAAACGGAUACGGAGCCGCCAGCGCUCGUCGAGGCACGACAUUGAGCAAUCAGUUGCCGCCAUUCAGACGGCGGAGCAGCUUCACUCGCGGCUUUGCAAGAUUGAACUUCCAAGAGAGGUUACAGUCAUGGACUCAGGCGAUGACAUGACGCCAACUGACCAUCUCUUGAAAGCUGCAGAGGCAUACAGGUGCACUGGACUAUUGCAGCUCUAUCGCAAUUUUCCUGAUCUACUCUUACAAGAUGUGGCGUCAGCCAGUCCGUCUGCAUGGCUGGAUAUACCAGGAGACACGGAUCCCAGCCUUUCCGACGAUUCGGAAACUGUCCAUGGAACGUGGCUGACUUGUCUUGCCCUACACAUCCUCGAUCUCUUGCAGGAUAUCCCAAUCACGUCGCGGUCUCGAUCCAUCCAGCCACUGCUUUUAGUAAGCAUCUGCAGCGAGCUUUCUAUGAAUCGUGGCUUUGCUUCUUUGGAUUCUGUGGUAGACACAGCUGUGGCAAGCAUUGCUUCUAGUCCCAGGUUAAAAGUAGUAUCAACCACGACCGAUAUAUUGCACGCUAGACGGCUGGUCCUCUCACGUCUUGCAUCUUUUGAGGGUAUCCUGGCAGCCAAGCCAAUACGGCAGAUGAUCAUUCUUGCGAAAGAGACGUGGACUUGUAUGGAUGAGAAGCAGCAGGAUGUGUAUUGGAUGGAUGUCAUGAUGGAGAAGGGAUACGAAACCUUGAUGGGGUAGUUAGUUGUCAUGAGAGAUGAUGAUACCUAUUGUUGCAUAAUCUGUAGUUGACUUGACAACUAUUCUCGAGGAAAGUGAAAGAUCCAGCCAGUAUUCUUGAAAUGAACUUCUAUAUUCUGAAAAACAAUUUGAUGUUCG
Colletotrichum godetiae is the source of this 2236-nucleotide messenger RNA. Its product is annotated as fungal-specific transcription factor domain-containing protein. Gene Ontology annotation, biological process: positive regulation of transcription by RNA polymerase II. NCBI's taxonomy places the organism in Eukaryota, Fungi, Ascomycota, Sordariomycetes, Glomerellales, Glomerellaceae. Gene Ontology annotation, cellular component: nucleus. The record is from RefSeq and is a predicted model, not a curated record. Bases 149 to 2098 code for a protein of 649 amino acids. Gene Ontology annotation, molecular function: zinc ion binding; DNA-binding transcription factor activity, RNA polymerase II-specific; transcription cis-regulatory region binding. The transcript is spliced from 2 exons.